Messenger RNA from Drosophila montana, 7786 nucleotides. RefSeq names its product kinesin family member unc-104 (gene unc-104). Gene Ontology annotation, biological process: microtubule-based movement. Gene Ontology annotation, molecular function: microtubule motor activity; microtubule binding; ATP binding. NCBI's taxonomy places the organism in Eukaryota, Metazoa, Arthropoda, Insecta, Diptera, Drosophilidae. Bases 460 to 5721 code for a protein of 1753 amino acids. The transcript has 25 exons. The record is from RefSeq and is a predicted model, not a curated record.
AGGCUGGUCGACGCCUGGGUGGGCGGAAAACUCACUUCGCGCGGCUUUUCCACAGCUUUCCCACGCUCGCGUGCGCAAGUGCAAACAAUUUUCCAGCACGCGUAACACAGACUUGGCAGCUACAGAUCCACUUGGCGUGCGUACGCGUUCGGUACGGCUGAAACGGAAAACUGCAAUGCAAAUGCGCUGCAAAUAAAACAAAGACCCAACGAAAAAAAAAACAAAACAUAAAAUUUCAAACAUGCAAACGCUUUAAAAAGACCCAAAAACUGUGCAAAAAGCAAAACGUUUAAGCAACAAUAAAAAAAAACUAGUGCAAUAAAUUAGUGUGUCCAGUGGAUAACAUAAAAUUGGAAUAGGAAACGGCUGCAAUUGCAGUGGCCGUCGAAUUGGGGAUUGGAAUUUAACCGCAACCUAAGACAAGCCAAGCAGCCGACGCUCGACGCGGGCCACUAGAAGAUGUCGUCGGUUAAGGUAGCAGUGCGUGUGCGCCCGUUCAACUCGCGGGAGAUUGCACGGGAGUCCAAAUGCAUCAUCGAGAUGAACGGCGCAACAACGGCCAUAACCAAUCCGAAAGUGCCGCCCAACACAAGCGAGUCCAUCAAACGCUUCAAUUUUGAUUACUCCUACUGGUCCCAUGAUCCCCGCGAUUCGGACUUCUCAACACAAUCGAUGGUCUACAAGGACAUUGGCGAGGAGAUGCUGCAGCAUUCCUUCGAUGGCUACAACGUGUGCAUCUUUGCCUAUGGGCAGACAGGCGCAGGCAAAUCCUACACCAUGAUGGGCCGCCAGGAGGAGCAACAGGAGGGCAUUAUUCCAAUGAUAUGCAAGGAUCUCUUCGGUCGCAUUCAAGAAACCGAAACCGAUGAGCUCAAGUAUUCCGUGGAGGUCUCCUACAUGGAAAUCUAUUGCGAACGCGUGCGGGAUCUGUUGAAUCCCAAAAACAAGGGCAAUUUGCGUGUGCGCGAACAUCCACUGCUGGGUCCCUAUGUGGAAGAUCUAUCCAAGUUGGCUGUCACCGACUACCAGGACAUUCAUGAUCUUAUCGAUGAGGGCAACAAGGCGCGCACUGUGGCCGCCACCAACAUGAACGAGACGAGCUCGCGUUCCCAUGCGGUCUUCACCAUUUUCUUUACACAACGUCGGCAUGAUACCAUGACAGAUUUGUUCACAGAGAAGGUCUCCAAGAUUAGUUUGGUCGAUUUGGCCGGAUCGGAGCGUGCUGACUCGACAGGCGCUAAAGGCACUCGCUUGAAGGAGGGCGCCAACAUAAACAAGUCCUUGACUACCUUGGGAAAAGUCAUAUCCGCCCUGGCGGAGGUGGCAUCGAAGAAAAAGAACGCAAAGAAGGCGGACUUUAUACCUUAUCGCGACUCCGCUUUGACCUGGUUGCUGCGCGAGAACCUGGGCGGCAACUCCAAGACAGCCAUGAUAGCUGCCAUAUCGCCAGCUGACAUCAACUACGAUGAAACUCUGAGCACCCUACGCUAUGCGGAUCGUGCCAAGCAAAUUGUGUGCAAGGCUGUGGUCAAUGAGGAUGCCAAUGCCAAGCUUAUACGCGAGCUCAAGGAGGAGAUACAAAAACUGCGCGAUCUGCUCAAGGCCGAGGGCAUUGAGGUGCAGGAGGAGGAUGAGCUGAACAAGUCGUCGGGGAUUAAGUCGCCGACCAAGGGAUCGCGUAAUCGCAACGGUUCGACCACGGAGAUGGCCGUGGAUCAGCUGCAGGCCAGCGAGAAGCUGAUUGCAGAACUCAAUGAGACCUGGGAGGAGAAACUGAAGCGCACCGAGGAGAUACGCUUGCAGCGUGAGGCGGUCUUUGCCGAGAUGGGCGUGGCUGUCAAAGAGGAUGGCAUCACAGUGGGCGUUUUCUCGCCCAAAAAGACAGCACAUCUGGUCAAUCUGAACGAGGAUCCCAAUCUGUCGGAGUGUCUGCUCUACUACAUCAAGGACGGCCUCACACGCCUGGGCACACACGAGGCCAAUGUGCCUCAGGACAUACAGUUGUCCGGCUCGCACAUUCUCAAGGAGCACUGCACCUUUGAGAAUCGCAACAGCACCGUCACCCUGUUGCCCCACAAGGAUGCCAUCAUCUUCAUCAAUGGCCGCAAGCUCGUCGAACCCGAGGUGCUGAAGACAGGCUCUCGUGUGAUUCUGGGCAAGAAUCAUGUGUUCCGCUUUACCAAUCCGGAGCAGGCCCGUGAGCUGCGCGAGAAGAUAACCGAGAACGAGGCAGAGAAUGAGGUUGAGAAGGCGGACACACAGCAAGUGGAUUGGAAUUUCGCACAGUGCGAGCUGCUGGAGAAACAGGGCAUCGAUCUCAAGGCCGAGAUGAAGAAGCGUCUCGACAAUCUGGAGGAGCAGUACAAGCGCGAAAAGCUCCAGGCAGAUCAGCAGUUCGAGGAGCAACGCAAAUCCUACGAGGCGCGCAUCGAUGCGCUGCAGAAGCAAGUGGAGGAGCAGUCAAUGACCAUGUCGAUGUACAGCAGCUACUCGCCAGAGGAUUUCCAUCAGGAGGAGGAUGUCUACACCAAUCCCAUGUACGAGUCCUGCUGGACGGCACGCGAGGCUGGACUAGCCGCUUGGGCCUUCCGCAAAUGGCGCUACCAUCAGUUCACAUCACUGCGCGAUGAUCUCUGGGGCAAUGCCAUAUUCCUCAAGGAGGCUAAUGCUAUUUCGGUGGAGCUGAAGAAGAAGGUUCAAUUCCAGUUCACCCUAUUGACCGACACCUUGUACUCACCGCUGCCACCGGAGCUCGCCUCCAGCGUUACACCCAUGCAGCCGGAGGAUGAGUAUGGCGCUCCACCAGUUUCCAAGACCCUGGUCGCCGUUGAGGUCACCGAUACCAAAAAUGGGGCUACACAUUAUUGGUCGCUGGAGAAGCUACGCUAUCGCCUCGAAUUGAUGCGUCAAGUUUACAAUGUCGAGAGUCCGCCUUCGUCUAUGCUCUUCGAUACGUCCAGCAUUGAGGCGUACGGCAGUGGAGCGACUGGGAUGGAGUUGUCAAGGCCUCCAGCUCCGCCUCCAAUUCAGUCCCAGGCCCAGUUCGAGCAGCAUGUGGAGCAGCCCGAGUUGAAGCCUCAGCUGCGUCAGGCGUUUCCAACGCGUUUGACAUUGGCCAAUCUGAUACCUUCUAGACAACGUUUGGAACUAAUGCGCGAAAUGUAUCACAACGAGGCGGAGCUGAGUCCCACUUCGCCGGACUACAAUGUGGAGAGCUUAACUGGAGGUGAUCCCUUCUAUGAUCGCUUUCCUUGGUUCCGCAUGGUCGGUCGCUCUUUCAUCUAUCUGAGCAACCUUCUCUAUCCUGUGCCCCUAGUGCAUAAGGUGGCCAUUGUCAAUGAACGUGGCGAUGUCCGAGGCUAUCUACGCAUUGCUGUGCAGCCGGUGCUCGACGAGGAGUCCAUUGAUUUCAACAACGGGGUCAAGCAGUCAGCUCGUCUGGUCUUUAACGAGGAUGAUGCCAAGCCCAAGUACCGUGCGCUUAACGAAAAGGACGAUGUGCAGCGUUACAUAGACAAUGGUGGACUGGACAGCAAACUGGAGGAACUAGAGGAUGCCGAUUCUGGUCGCGGCAUUGAUUCGAAUUCAGCCUCAGAGUACCAGGAGCAUGCCGAGGAGCCGGGCGAGCAUUUGCAGGUGGGCAAGGAGUUCACCUUCCGUGUGACCGUGCUCCAGGCCACGGGCAUCGGCGCCGAGUAUGCAGACAUCUUCUGUCAGUUCAACUUUUUGCAUCGCCAUGAGGAAGCCUUCUCCACGGAGCCGGUCAAAAACUCCGCCUCGGGCGCUCCGCUCGGUUUUUACCAUGUGCAAAAUAUAACUGUGCCCGUUACCAAAUCCUUUAUUGAGUAUUUGAAGACACAGCCCAUCAUGUUCAAGAUCUUUGGCCAUUAUCAGACACAUCCGCUGCACAAGGAUGCCAAGCAGGAGUUCGUUUCUCGUCCACCACCAAGACGCAUGCUGCCACCAAGCAUACCCAUAAGUCAGCCAGUGCGCAGUCCCAAAUUUGGACCGCUGCCCUGUCCGCCAUCAUCCACGGUCUUGGCGAAGCAUGAUGUGCUGGUGUGGUUCGAGAUCUGUGAGCUAGCACCCAAUGGGGAGUACGUGCCAUCGGUGGUUGAGCACAGCGAUGAUCUUCCCUGCCGCGGGCUGUUUUUGCUGCAUCAGGGCAUACAGCGACGCAUACGCAUCACCAUUGUGCACGAGCCGACGCCAGAGGUGAAGUGGAAGGACAUUAAUGAGCUGGUGGUUGGUCGCAUACGCAAUACGCCCGAGUCUUCGGAUGAGCAGGAUGAGGACGCCUGCGUCUUGUCGCUGGGCCUGUUUCCGGGCGAGGUUCUGGAGGUGCCUGGCGAUGAUCGCUCCUUCUAUCGCUUUGAGGCCGCCUGGGACUCCAGUCUGCACAACUCGGCGCUACUCAAUCGCGUCUCGCAGGGCGGCGAGACUAUCUACAUUACACUCAGCGCCUAUCUGGAGCUGGAUAACUGCGCCCGUCCGGCUAUUAUUACCAAGGAUCUCAGCAUGGUUAUCUAUGGACGCGAUGCACGCACCGGCCCGCGCUCACUAAAGCAUCUGUUCUCUGGCCAGUAUCGCAAUCCGGAGGCCAAUCGUCUCUCUGGCGUCUACGAGCUCUCGCUGCGUAGAGCAUCCGAAGCAGGUAGUCCAGGUGUGCAGCGUCGGCAACGUCGCGUUUUGGACACCAGCUCCACGUAUGUGCGCGGCGAGGAGAAUCUGCAUGGCUGGCGGCCACGCGGCGACUCGCUGAUCUUCGAUCAUCAAUGGGAGCUGGAGAAACUAACGCGUCUGGAGGAAGUAGGCCGCAUGCGUCAUCUGUUGCUGCUGCGCGAGCGUCUGGGCAUGGACACCAAUCCCAAUCCGACGACCAAGACCGAGAAGGAUGUUUGCAAUCUGGCUGCACGUGCGGCCACCUCGCCUGUGCACAUGCUGAUACCACAGUCGCCACAAACGCCCGUCAAGGAUCCGCAGCAGAUGAUGCCCGAGCGCGAGUACAAUCAGCGCGAGCAGGAGCUUAUGCUCAAGUGCUUGAAACUGGUGCAAGGUCGUUACAGCAAGGUCGAACAGAGCGAUACACAAACCCAGUCUGAUGUUUCGCCUAGCGAUGAGGGCUGCGCCGACAUGACAGUUAGCUGCAUCUCUAGCAAUUCCAUGGAAAAGAACAAAUUUGUAAUUCGACACAGAUUAUGCUCACCGGACCGCGCUGAUGCGCCAAACGGCUGGGAGGCACCCGCUCCGGCCACACAGCCGGCGCUGCCCAUGCGCUUGUAUGUGCCCGAACUGGAGGAGAUACGCGUUAGUCCUGUUGUGGCACGCAAGGGUAUCUUGAAUGUCCUCGAACAUGGCGGUUCCGGCUGGAAGAAGCGCUGGGUGAUUGUGCGACGUCCUUAUGUCUUUAUCUAUCGCUCGGAGAAGGAUCCUGUGGAGCGCGCUGUCCUGAAUCUGGCCACAGCACAGGUUGAGUGCAGUGAGGAUCAGGCGGCCAUGGUCAAAAUACCCAACACUUUCAGCGUGGUGACCAAACAUCGCGGCUACCUGCUGCAAACGCUGGGCGAUAAGGAGGUGCACGACUGGCUCUAUGCCAUCAAUCCGCUGCUGGCUGGUCAAAUCAAAUCCCGCCUGGCGCGACGCACACUGGAGCCGGCCUCGCAGACGGCAUCGCAGAUUCAGGCCAGCAACGCGGUGAACGCGGGCAGCGCGAACAAAUGAGAUACAAUUACGAUGGAAUCCGUUUUGGUUUACUGAGACGCAGGCUAUGGCUGGCUGCAACGACUGGGCAUCAGCAUGCGCUUGAAGCAGGCCCAACAGGCAGCUGGCAAUUGAUAAAAAGAUAGCUGGGAUUCCAUCGCAAAUGUUAAUGAACGUGCGAAUGAACACAAUAUAGGAGCAUAAGAACACACAACAGAAAAACAAAAGAAAAACAAGAGAAAACUUCAAAAUGCAAAGCGUACGUAAUAAUUAAGUAGUGACAACAAUGUUUAUUGAGUAUUGUAUUUAAUUAUAAUUCUAUUUUGAUAAUCGCCGGGCAGCCAAAAGUAAGCGGGCCACAAGUAUUGUGGCAUACUUUGCGGGCGCUCAGAAUUGGUAUUACGUUCAAAUAUGUUUUGUAAAUAGUUUCCGAAUUGUAUAAAUAUAAUCAUUAGUUAAUUAAUUGAUUAAUUUAUAAUUUAAUUGCCGAACAAAACUUUCAAUUUCCAAGUGAUAUUAUGUUGAAUACAGUCGAGCCUAUUUUUAAAGAACAGCACACUCCAAACACAAACAAUCCAACAAAAAAUAAAAAUACAUAUAUAUGCAUUUUAAAGGAGCAACUAAAGCAAACAUAUAUAAAAUCAUAUAUAUAUUUCUAUAUAUAUAUAUAUAAUACAAUAUUGUAAAAACAUAUAUAUAUUUGCUGUUUAUACACAAAUUUUCAACAAUUUACGAUAUAUUGUUUAAUUAAUAAUACAAGUCAAGCAAAGACAUAUGAAGAAAACACAAAAUGCAAUUACAUAUACAUAUACAAGACAAAGAAACAUAUAUACCUAUAUAUAUAUAAAUAUAUACAUAAUAUAUGUAUGUGUGUUAACGAAAAUGACCGUACAGUAUAUAGAACGUAGUGUGGGACUUAAAGUAAACGUACGCUCAGCAGUUUACAAUUAAUUGUUAAUGCAACUCUAGAAAUAUAAAUCUAUUCUCUAUAUGUAUGCGUUUGAUAAACUAUAUAAUUGAACUUCUCAAAAAAAGAAAGGAAAAGCCACAAGAGUUAUGAACAAUGUAAAUGGCACGGCAAUAUAAGAAGAGCAAAGGGAUGAACAAAAAAAAAAAAAAAAAUACGAAAAAGAAAAACAUACGAAUUAAAAGAAAACGCUUUAAUGCUCCAUAUAGUCUAAAGGCAAUGCAAAAAUUUGACGCUUAGAAGCUUUACGUUUAGUUAACCGCUAUAAACUGCUUUAAUCCUAACUCAUUCCUCUAUUUCUCUCCGUCUCUCUAUCUCUCUCUCUUUCGAUUUCAAAAGAACCACCUGCAGAUUGCUUAAAGCGAACAAAAUAUUUAACGUAGUUUUGAUAAUAUCUAAACGAAAACAAACAAAAAAAAAUUAAUGCAAAGGCCACCUGUAAAUUUCUAAGAUACUUUAAACAAAAAAUGUGCUUACAAUGCAAUAUCUACGCAGUAAAACCCUCUAAAACUUAUAGCCAUAUAUAUAUGUGUACAUGUAUGUAAACCUUCUGGCAAAAAAUUUGUAAAACAAUUUUUUCAUUUGCAAUUUGCUUCGGACAAGGCACGAGCUUAAGCCGGGACGUGCGGCGGGCAAUCAAAUUUGCCGUAGUGUGUGGGCCAGAACAUUGGGGCGCACUUGUACCCCGCGACAAGUGUGAAUCCGCCCCCUCGAAAAUGUUGUUUGGUGUUCGCUUUCGUAUGUUUUCAGUAUUGGAAAACGUUAAAAAAGAAAAUGAAACAAAUCACGAUAAGCGAGCGGAUUGAGUUUGAGUUUGUAGCGAAAUGUAAACAUUUGUUAAACUAUUAUGUAAUACUAAUUUGGAAUUGUAAAAUAUUAGAGAAUUGUAAUUAUAAUAAUCUUAUAACUGUACUCACAAUUAUGCGCUGAUUUAACCAAUCAAAAAGAAACAAAAAAAACUUAAUAGCUGCACACAGUAAAUGCCGAAGCUAAAUCCAAGUAUUAGCAAAUCUAUAUUGUUGAGCUAACUCCACUUAUAGUACAUAUAUACGAGUAUAUGAAACAUAUACAAAUACAUUUGAAAUUCACAAUAUACAUAUAUAUAAAUUAUAUAUACAA